UUGCCUGUUGCGGUGUGCGGAGAGCGUGCGCGCUCAGUACGGUAACGUGGCAUCCCCGUGAUAGGUACUCGCCGACCCGGUGCUCCGUCAGAGAAGUGUUUUGAAUUUUUUUUUUGCUCCCCAACGGGUCAAUUGUUAUACACAUCUCGUACGUCGUGCGGUGUUUUAUUAGUGCAGUGCUCUGCCCGUUGGUAAAUCGUUAAAUAAAUUUUUCGCUUUGGGUAAAGUGGUGGCAUUAGUGCGGGCGAACGGUGUUAUUUUGGCGCGUCGAGUGUGACAUCAAGUGUUUUCCCCGUAGGAAUUCGCUUACCUAGUGUCGUGGAUCGUGUACCAAAGUACUGUGACGAUGAAGAACCUUCAGUGUUGAUAAUAUUAUCAAUAUAGUGUUAUUAAGAAGUAUCACGCGUUACGCGCCGCAUCGGUGUCAAUAACCGACAAGUGGGACACCGGCCGCGCGCGUCGUCCAGCAAAGAAGUUUCUCCUUUUAAACGGAUAACCGUCUCGGAGGAGAAAGACGCAGCUCACAUUCUACGGACGCCGUUUGCGUGUACCGGUCUGCUAAACGGUCAGUUGAAACAAAAUGUUUAAUUGGUUUAACUGCUAGUUCGCAGAGCACCUGCAGCUUAACGAGGAGUCAUGAAGUGACAACACUCUCGGGCCUGAAUGGAAUGAAGGAAUCCACAGGCUUAUUCGGCGACCCGUUACCGACGUCCGGGGAAGGUACAGAGCUGACGGUCCGGGAGCUGGAAGAGAUGGCGUGUCGACAACAGCACCAGAUCGAAUCUCAGAGACAAUUACUAGCAGCCAAAGAACAAAGGCUGAGGUACCUAAAACAACAUGACACCAAACAUCAUCAGGUGGCGGCAGAACACGAGCGUCUCCGGCGGCUAAGGGACAGAGUCGAAGCACAAGAGCAGAAACUCCGAAAGCUUCGAGCUCUUAGGGGUCAAGUCGAUCAGACGAAACUCAACAACGUCACGCUUACUUCUGAUUUAGAAUCUAUUCGAGCACUGUUCAAUGAAAAAGAAAAAGAACUGACCGUAGCUGUAGCUAAAGUAGAUGAGUUAACUAGGCAGCUGGAAGAUGUACAAAAAGGUCGUGGAGGGCAGUCUCAACAAACGUCACCAGCUUCCAUGGAGCUGGACAAACUUAGAGCCGAGUUGUUGUAUCGAAAUAAAUUGGGUGAACAGCAAACAGCUAGACUGGUUCAACAACGAGAAGUCUUAUCCAAAAGACAAGAGGAAAUGGCAUCGAUUGACCGAAGGAUAUCGGAAUUGCAAGCUAGAUUACACAGGAAGAGAUUACUUAACCAACAGUUAGCCAAUCAAAUCCAAGCAAACAAACCUGCACAUAAUAAUAGAUCCCUGGGUGGAAAGCAGAUGAUGCCGCUGUGCGAUGGAAAAAUUAGUGGUGGUAACGUUGCAGCUGUUGAGCCUUUUAAUCAUGUACCGGGCCCCUUAAACAAGAACUCUCAACUUCGAAAGUCCGAAGACAAUAUUCUAAGUCAUGCGACGGGUUAUCCAGGUGUAGCUAGACCUGAACAAAAGCCAUUGUCUCAACAACCGUUACCCGUUCUCAAGCAAGGUCCUGAACCCUAUCAACAAUAUCAGUCUAAACCGGCACACGAAGUGUAUAAAAUUGAACAACAAACAAUUAAUGGCAAUCAAAGCGAUCCAAUGUACUUUGGUAAGUUUGAUCCCAAGUACCAAACAUUACCAUACAACACAAAGUUCUCACCGUUAGCAAAUUACAAUGGUAACAACCAACCAAUGCAGCCGCAACAGCAUUAUCAACAACAACAACAACAAUAUCAUUAUCAACAGCAGCAGCAAUGGUACGGUCAGCAUAAUGACGAAAUGUCAGAUGAAAAUAGAGACCUAGUCAAUAAUAACGGUUACGGAGACCAAAAAGUCAACGGCACCGCCCAUAAUAAAAAAUCUCCAGUUAUAUCUGGUCAAGUCAUGACCAACUUGGGACAAAAUUUGCAAAUGCAAAGUUCUAGCCGACCUAUCAAUGCUCAAGUUUACCACACAAAACCUCUAUCGUCAACCAAUCUAGUGGCGGCACCUAGGCCUCCAAACUACUCGAUGCAUCCUCAAGUUUUGAACUCUAGAAGCCAACCUGUGGGUGGAUCAAACUUAAAUAAUCAUCAGAAACCAACUAGUAGUGUGUCACCUAUUUAUCAAACCUCUUCAACCAAGGUACAACCGGUGCAGCCUCAAGUAAUGAACUCGAUGGGUGCUAAUCAAACGACGGUCAGAGAACUGAAGUCAAUUGAAUCCAAUAACGAUCGACCACCCAGUCCAUCGACGAUCGGUAAGCCCGCAUUGCCUCCCAAACCUCCACCGCCAUCUGUUGGAAUCAAAACGUCCACCCCUCCCCCGCCGCCUAGGCAGAGUGCUUAUCAACUACACCAGCAGCAACCACAGUACCAUCAACCGGUAACGGAUAACAACCAACCGAUACUGACAACAGUAGAUGAAGGUCGGUCAUACUUUACGGCGGACUCCUCUAGUGGUAAACCACUAAAUUUAAUAUCCAAAGAUCUGACUUCACCACCAUCACGGAUACCCAAUGGAGUAAUCAAAUCUGGUUUUGGAAAUUCUGUUGACUCUUCCGAGUCGGAUAACUCCUCUAGUUCAGCCUCUGUGAAAUCGUCUAAUUUUAGUAACAUCAAGAAUGGCAAUCAUCUCUUAGACAGCGUGCGGCAGAUGAAUAUAUCGUCGAAAUCGUCACCUCCGCCUUCUGCGGCAUCCACAAUCAUCACUGAUGUAAAUAGCAACAAAGAACAAUUACCAGCCCUUACUGAUAAACUGCGGUUGCCUUUGCUCAACGGUCGUACUUCAGCCUAUCCGAUAUCAUCAACCGACAUUAUAAACGGCAAUGUGGACAUCAAAAACAAACCGUCACCAACGUCAAGUACUCUUGAAAAUAAUAACCAAAAGAACAUCGACGAAACCGAUAGAGUGGCAGUAAGUGUAGCCCAACGAAUCGACGAAUUAGAGACUCGAUUCGGCGGUGGAAAUGGAGGAGGUCUAAACAAUUGCGGAGGUGGAUCUUCUUCGACCGACGACAACAGUACCAGUAAUCACAGUUCCUCGUCACCUGAUUCAGGGCAAGACUCUGGCAGGGAUGAUGUCAUCUCUUUGGAAUGCAGGAACAGGUUAGUGAUGCGGAAAAAGGGUAACCUAAAGGAAUCGGGUGGCAGCGUAGGCCAUAAGCGGAGAGUGUCGUUUGAUCCGUUGGCAUUACUGUUGGACGCUUCGCUUGAAGGUGAACUCGAACUGGUCAUGCGAACGGCCGAACAAGUGGGAAAUCCCAGUGCGGCAAAUGACGAAGGAAUAACUGCGCUACACAAUGCCAUAUGCGCCGGCCAUAUAGACAUUGUUAAGUUUUUAGUUAAGUUUGGCUGUGAUGUAAAUGCUCAAGACUCAGACGGAUGGACUCCGUUGCACUGCGCCGCCAGUUGUAAUAACCUGUCGAUGGUUCGUUUCUUGGUGGAACACGGCGCCUGUAUAUUUGCUACCACGUUGUCCGAUCAGGAGACGGCAGCGGAAAAGUGCGAAGAGGACGAAGAGGGUUUUGACGGGUGUUCCGAAUUUCUGUACAGUGUUCAAGAAAAACUGGGCAUAAUGAACAACGGCGUGGUGUAUGCCGUUUUCGGGUACGAGGCCCACAACCAAGACGAACUGUCGUUCGGCGACGGCGACCGGAUUGUCGUGUUGCGCAAAGGUGACGACAACGAACGGGAGUGGUGGUGGUCGAGGAUCGACGACCGCGAAGGAUACGUGCCCCGAAACCUUCUGGGGUUGUAUCCCAGGGUGAUCAGUGGUAAAAAAUCAACAGUAUCAACGGUGGCAGAAUGACAAUCCAUCGACGGUUGGACGACAGUGAUAACAGCGCUGGGACUAAGGAAAGACUUGAUUGAUCAUUUUUCGUUGACCCAAGUCGCAACGACCUCAUCAGCAUAUCACCAGAUAUCAUUAUUAUCUUUCUUUUUUUAAUGCUAGACUUUUUCUCAUAUCUACUUUUCAUUUUGAACUAUUGUUUAAAAUUUUUUGAAAAUUCAUUUAUUUAUUUAUUUAUUUCUCAAUAUGAAUAUUAUUUUUGUUGUAAUUAAGACCAAAGUUUAUUUAUGCGUUUUUGACCAUGACAAAUUUUAUGAUUAAAUUAUCGCGCGUCUUUAUAAGAGAUUUUUAUUUUACAUUAACAGUUAAGUGCACGCGAAAAAUAUGUUUCGCAUCGGUACAUAGUUUUUAAAACGAAUAAUACGGCAAAAAAAUGCUUUGUCCAAUUUAGGGCAAAACAAGACCCUUUGAGACACAAAAAAUUGUAUUUUUAUCUAAGCGUUUCUACAUUUGUACUUGUAAACAUUCACACACACACACACAUGUAUACAUAUUCUUAAAAGACAUCAUCAUUGUACCAUAACGUUUUAACUUGAAGAGAUUAUCGUUUUCUUAGAAUGAAAAAAUGUGAUGUAUAAAAAUAGUGUAAAACGUACAUUUCUUUUCUUUGUUGUUUAUCCAAUAUUAUUGUUAUUAAAAUAAAUUUUUAUUAUUUUA
Messenger RNA from Daktulosphaira vitifoliae (grape phylloxera), 4565 nucleotides. RefSeq names its product apoptosis-stimulating of p53 protein 1 (gene ASPP). Bases 669 to 3866 code for a protein of 1065 amino acids. The record is from RefSeq and is a predicted model, not a curated record. Gene Ontology annotation, molecular function: p53 binding. The transcript is spliced from 14 exons. Gene Ontology annotation, biological process: regulation of apoptotic process. Lineage: Eukaryota; Metazoa; Arthropoda; Insecta; Hemiptera; Phylloxeridae. Gene Ontology annotation, cellular component: nucleus.